Paramacrobiotus metropolitanus is the source of this 3315-nucleotide messenger RNA. RefSeq names its product coiled-coil and C2 domain-containing protein 1-like. The record is from RefSeq and is a predicted model, not a curated record. Bases 489 to 3098 code for a protein of 869 amino acids. Lineage: Eukaryota; Metazoa; Tardigrada; Eutardigrada; Parachela; Macrobiotidae. The transcript is spliced from 12 exons. Gene Ontology annotation, biological process: regulation of transcription by RNA polymerase II. Gene Ontology annotation, cellular component: nucleus. Gene Ontology annotation, molecular function: DNA-binding transcription repressor activity, RNA polymerase II-specific; RNA polymerase II cis-regulatory region sequence-specific DNA binding.
GGUACAUACCUUCCGUUCUGCUGCUCUCAGCUCGAUUUACCACUGAUCCUCCUAAUCCUAUUGUGUCUCUCCUUGAUCUAUGGAUCAUCCAGCAACAGUACACAGGAUAUUGGCUACAGUUCGAUUAUUUAUCCCGUUGUUUUUCUCCUGACUUUUGAAAGUGAAUAAACGUGCAUUAACAUGAAUUAAAUAACGGUCGAUUUUGAAUCUCCACUGCAGCUAAAAAUGCGCUGCAAUUCCAUCCACGGUUGAAUGUGAAUUCCACUGGCGAUUCGUGUACUUUGAGAAUAACCACUUCCGCCAUCGAGUGGAAUGGAAAGCACAUGGCCUGUCAUUAUUUGUUGCGAGUCAUCUUGAAAACAAUCAACUUUUUGAGUUUUCCAACUUUUCCAUGUUUACGAUUUGUAUUUUUUCUAACUGAAUCCAGAAGCAACACGAUCGGAUUAUUAUAAACUUUUAUUCUUGUUGGAAUACGUGAGGGAUCGAGCAUGGCCAGCAGGAAACCGCGCAGUUCGCAGCCCGCGCCGUCGCGUCCCAAUCGAGCCAAUGUUCCCUUCCAAAUCCCGUUCGGCAUGCCCGACCUGUCGAUGGACGCCGCCAUGGACGACUUCCUGGGCGGGGACGACGGCGACAUGAACGACGAGGACCUGGAAGCGGAGCUGAACGCCCUCAUGAGUGGCAGCGACAUCCGCAGCCGCCCGCCCCGGGGCGCGGGGGUCUCGCCCCAGCCGGCCAGGGGGGCGCCGUCUCCGCAGGGAAAAGGACCUCCGAUGGCGCCCCCGCGACGCAGCAAGGGCAGCACCCCCAACCCGGCCCUUGUCCCGCCGGUGCUGCUCGGCCUGGACCUGAAGGAUAUCGAAAAAAUCGGGAUGGACGAGGGACACGACGACGAUGAGGAUAUCGAUGAGGACGACCCGGAAUUACUGGCGGAACUGGCGGAUCUGACCCCGGACGAGGUGGACGACAUGCCGGUGCCGGCGCGGACCGAGGUGAAGGUGUCGCCGGCACGGGCGGCUGCCGGACACUCGCCGCUGGUGACGCUGCUGUUGGAGCGGCUGGAGAAUUACGAGGGCGCCAAGCAGGAGGCCGUGGACGGCAAGGAGGCGGGGAAGGUGCGCCGCUACGAGCGCGCCAUUAAGACCAUAAAAGAGCAGAUCGGCGAGGCGAAGAAGGGCCAGCCGGUGGCCGAGGAGGACAUUCCGCCGCCCAUCUUCGUCAAAUCCGUCCUGCAGAAGCCCCUGGCCGACAGCAAGCCCUUCCCCUCGGUCCCCUCCAACCUGGCCCAGCAGGGUCACCACCCGGCGGUCGCGGCCCCCAAGGAGGCCCCGCCCAGCGUCCCGCCGGUGCCCCCGCGGCCCUCCCCGCAGGCGCCGGCGGCCGCGCCCGUCAAGGAAGAGAACUUCGUCCUGUUGACGCUGAAAUCGCGACGCGAAGAGUACCGGCACGCGGCGCUUGAGGCCAAGCGGGCGGAGAAUAAAAAGGACGCCAUGCGCUUCAUGACCGUCGCCAAGCAAUUCGACGUGGUGAUCGAGGCGGCGGAGCGCGGCGAAGAGCUGGAUUUAUCGGAAAUGCCGCCGCAUCCCAGCGAGCUCCCUCCCGAGUCCCCCGGCCCGGUGAAAACCGCUCCGGAACCGCCACGGACCGUCCCGCCCCGGGCGCCGGCUCCUGUUGCCGGUGACGACGACAUUCCGGAAAUUGACCCCGCGGAUGCGAAGAUGGCGUUCCAUGCGCCGGACGCACCGAAGACCGUGUUGGAAGCGCUGCAGCAGCGGCUGCAGAAGUACAAAUCCACGGCGGAGGAAGCGCAGAAGGCCGGGGAUGCGUCGCGGGCGCGGCGCAUGCAGCGCAUCGUCAAGCAGUAUCAGGACGCCAUCAAGGACGUCCAGGCCAAACGCCCGGUGGAUUUCGCCGAAUUGCCCACGCCCCCGGGAUUCGGGCCCAUUCCCACGAGCGUCGCGGCCGGUCGGCCAUCGGCUGCGCCGGCAGCUGCUGCCGCCGGCGUCAAACCCGCACCGAAGCCGGCCCUUCCCGCCGCCGCCCACGGCCGGCUGCCGCACGCGACAACGCGGGAAUCGCGCAACGAGCAGCAGUAUCAGCUGCUGAAUGAGCGGCACAAGCAGCUGAAGUUGGCGGCGUUGAAGGCCAAGAAGGAGGGCGCCGUGGAGACGGCCAAGCACUAUCUGCGCCAGGCCAAGGGCCUCGAACCCAUGAUCGAGGCUUCGGCUAACGGACUUCCGGUGGAUUUGGCCGCCGUGCCCAAAGCGCCGCCGGGGUUCGCCAGCGCCACGGCCGGGCCCAGUGAACGCGACGGGUUCGAGGUGGUGGGGUACGAAGAGGCGGGCGCCCACCGGCCGGCCAACCAGCCGGGCAGUCGGGCGGAGGUGUUCGUGCAGCUGGAGAAGGAGCUGGUGGCGCAGGUGCAGAUGUGUGUGCGCAACGCGGCGCACUUCCACAAAUCCGGCGACAUCCCCAUGGCCGAGCGCUUCGACAAGUUCAACCAGCACGCCCGCAAGGAUCUGGAGGCCCUGCGCAACGCCUUCAAGCACGCCCUGCCCGUGCCCAAGUUCCACUACGAGACGCGCGUCUUCUCCGUCGUCAAGUGCUGUCCGGAGUUGCCGGAUAAUGUGAUGGAAUUGACCAUAUUGCGCGGCUUCGGCUACUCGUUGCCGGGAUUCGCGCCUGCGGAUUUCACCAGCUAUGUCAAAUGGGAUUUUCCCUUUCCGGCGGAGGCGCCGCAGUCGAAAGCGACGACGUGGAUCAAGGGGACGAACGAGCCGGAGUACAACGCCACGUUCCCGCUGCAGAUUAACCGCAAGUCGCGCGCUCUGGCCCGCAUCAUGAAGUCCAAGGGCAUCAACUGCGAAAUCUACGUCAAAAUGGGCUUUCUGAAAGCGGAUAAAGUGCUGGCGACGGUGCAGAUCCCGCUGGAGGCGCUGGAGACGCACUGCGUCCUGCACGGCGCCUUCAACCUGAUGAACGGGAAGCAGGCGGCCGGCGGCAAGCUGGAGGUGCGCGUGCGGUUGCGCGAACCCAUCGUCAAGCCGGAAGUGGAGGAGCUGCGCGAGAAGUGGCUCGUCAUCGACCAGUUCGUCCGCUGACACCGGUCGUCGCUUUGACGCAGCGUGUGAUGUUUUCCUUGAGACUCGGGUGUGUUUUUUUUUGGGUUUGUGUCUGCUUUGUGAUUUUUUUUUAAGGCUACAAUAUCCAUUCAGCGCCAAUUUUGUCGUUUUUAUUCCGCAAAUGUGUUGAUUAAUUUUGUCGAAUUAUGGGAAAUUCAUGACAUAAAUAAAUAGAAAAAUAAAAAUUUAAAAGUGA